UAUUGUACACUUUGUUUUGAUAAAUGCAAACCAAGAGCCAACUGUGAGGUGCCCUUUUCUCCCCCAGUUCUCAUGGACAUGGAUAUCACUUACAUCAUGGACAGCUCUCACAGCGUCAGCCGUGAAGAGUUUCAGAGAGCCAAAGACUUUGUGAGCAACAUGCUGGAUCAGUUUGUUGUUUCCUCACAGCCAAACGAAUCAUACGGAGGCAUCAGAGUGGCACUGGUGCAGCAAGCUCCUAGGGGCUUCCUUCCUGACAGAAACCAGACACCUGUGGCCUUGGAGUUUGAUCUAGUUACAUACAGCAAUAAAGAUUCGAUGAAGAAACACAUCCAAGAGUCUGUUCACCAACUGGAAGGGCCAUCAGCCAUUGCCUCUGCUCUACAGUGGACAGUCGAAAACGUAUUCUUUAAAGCCCCCAGACAAAGGAAACACAGGGUCAUAUUUACAAUAGUUGGAAGCAAAACAAGCACGUGGGACAGAGAGAGGCUGAAAGAGAUUUCACUCGGAGCCAAGUGCCAAGGAUUCACCUUGUUCACUCUUGCACUGGGCAGUGAUGUGAGUGACAAUGAGCUGAUGGAGCUGCCAAGCUCCCCCACAGAGCAGCACUUGCUGACACUGGGCAGGGUUUCCACAGCGGAGAUGGUGUACGCUCAGAGGUUUAGCCGGGCAUUUCUAAAUCUUCUACAACGUAAGUAUCACGCAACGGCAUUUGCUGAAGUUAUUCCUCCUCUGUAG
Molecule: messenger RNA, 738 nt
Organism: Myiozetetes cayanensis
Lineage: Eukaryota; Metazoa; Chordata; Aves; Passeriformes; Tyrannidae
Product: collagen alpha-6(VI) chain-like
Exons: 3
Coding region: 73-738 (221 amino acids)
Source: RefSeq, a predicted model, not a curated record